GUCACGGCGGUGAAGGUUUCUCAGUCCAGAGAGAUGAGAGGGUUUUGCGGUAGUGCCACGCGCUGAACUCCGCUCCGGGACGGAAACUCACAUUAAAGAAGGCGUGGUUUAGGUGUUGACUAACGGGCAGGGCGGAGCAGGGUGGGGGCGUGGCAGGAUGAGCUGGGUGGCGCUGGCCGUGGACGUGUUGGUGGCAUUGGUGUUGGCGCUGGUGCUGCUGCAUCGUUACGGUGACGUACGGAAACAGCAGCGUGUGGUUCUACUGGCCACGCUCCUCGCCUGGUUCCUCUGUUUCCUCAUCGCCUUCACCAUCCCACUCGACGUCAGCACGACCAUCUAUAAUCAGUGUGUGACUGAUAACAACCAUGUGGUAACUACAAUACCAAGUCACUCCAACCAGACGUCCAACAUCUCAGUGUUUCCCACUUCCAGGUUACCGAAGGUAUGUCACAAACCAUGGAGUUACAUUCCAGACGGGAUCCUGCCAGUGUUCUGGAGAGUGGUGUACUGGACGUCUCAGUUCCUCACAUGGCUCCUGAUCCCGUUCAUGCAGUCGUACGCUCGUUCUGGAGGAUUUUCCAUCUCGGGGAAGAUAAAAACUGCUCUGAUUGAGAAUGCCAUUUACUACGGCACUUAUCUGUUCAUCUUCUGCUCGCUGCUCAUUUACGUCGCCAUCAGUCCACAGUGGCACCUCUCAUGGUAUGAUCUGAGGACCAUUGGCAUCACAGCAGCAAACACCUGGGGCUUAUUCCUACUGGUGUUGUUGCUAGGAUACGGCCUGGUGGAAAUCCCACGCUCCUGCUGGCUGGCGUCGUGCCACGGACACCUGCUGUCCAAAACCUACUUCAAAGCAGCAAAGCUGAUGACGGAGAAAACGGACGCAGAGGAGAACCUGGAGGACGUGAUGGAGGACGUCAGAGCUGUUAAUGAGUCUAUCAAGUACAACCAUCCACUGAGGAAGUGUAUCGACACCAUUCUGAAGAAGUGUCCUGUAGAGUAUCAGGAGAAAAUGGGGAGGAACAUGGAUGAUUACGAGGACUUUGAUGAUAAGAGGAAUCCAUAUCCAAGCAAGAAGAGCCUGGUCAAACUCCAUAAACAGGUGAUCUAUGCGGUACAGAGGCAUAAUCGCACUCAGGUACAGUGGCAGAUCUUCUUAGACGAAGCGUUUCGCUUGGAAGAUGUGGCUAAAAACGAGAUUAGCUCCGCCUGCCAGUUUGUCCACAGCCAACCCUCCAACCAAUCAGACGGCUGCUUCAGGAACUACAUCUACACACCUGCUGCAGAGUGGUAUUGGGAGUGUGUGUUGCGGAGGUGGUGUUACCGUGUGUUGUCGGUGGUGUUGUGUGUGUUGUCGGUGUUGGUGGUUUGGUCCGAGUGUACGUUCUUCAGCACGCAGCCUGUUUUGUCAGUGUUCGCCAUCUUCAUCCAGAUCGCUGAGAGGAAAUACAACUACAUCUACAUAGAGGUGGCGUGUUUCAUCACCAUCUUUUACCUGUGUUACUGCGUUUACUCCACCGUGUUCCGCAUCAGAGUAUUUAAUUAUUAUUAUCUCGCACCACAUCACCAGACUGACGCCUACAGCCUGCAGUUCAGCGGCAUGUUGUUUUGUCGCCUGACACCACCACUGUGUUUGAAUUUUCUGGGUGUGAUUCACAUGGACUCCACCAUCUCACACCAGGACAGACAACAGACCUCAUACACAUCAAUUAUGGGUUCGAUGCAGGUUUUGUCGUUCAUUGCUAACGGAUUUUAUAUUUAUUACCCCAUGCUCAUCGUGCUGCUCUGCAUCGCCACCUACUUCAGUUUGGGGACGAGGUGUUUGAAUCUGUUGGGUUUUCAGCAGUUUAUGGGUGACAGUGAUUUGACCUCUGACCUUGUAGAUGAAGGGAAAGAACUCAUCCGCAGAGAGAGGAGAAAGAGGCAGAGAACAGAGGAUGCUGAGAACAGAAGAAGGGAGUGGAGGGAGAAGUAUGUGCCUAGAACUCGGAGUUCCUACUCAGAGAUCAGAGAAGGUGACAGUCCCAGCAGACGAGGUCAGUGUGACCGGACUGAGCUCCUGCAGGAUGUUGAGCCGCUGGAUUUUAACGGAGAUGAUACACAAGAAGUGGAGAACAGGAGGUACGGUUAUCUCUCCACCUCAGGGUCUCGCACUCGCGUCUUCGAUGAUGUGUGAGAAAAAGUGAGGGAUCAUGGACGAAGAAGAGACACAGAUAUUGCACUACUUCACUUUCUGAAGAGACAGUGACUACGUUUACACGGACAGCAGUAAUCUAAUUAUUGACCUUACUCUGAGUAAGAUAAUAAUGUGAUUAAGGUGUUCACAUGAGUCGCUUUUAGAAUACUCCUGUCAUGUUCCCGUUUUACAUGUUUUAGAACAUAAUUAAAUGAACAGCCCGCGUCAUUACGUCACCGCUCCACGCCGUCCGACGCCCCUCCAGAAUCUCACGUUUCAACAUACAGUUGGUCUUCGUUAUGGGACCGUAUACAGUUUUGGUUGUGUUUAUUUCAUUUUUUUUUUACGAACGCUUUAAGUGCAGUUAAUUAUUUCUCAUGCUGUACGUGCUAAUAGACAACUGCUUGAAGCGGUGGGUGUGUCCCAAAUCGCAUAGUUACCGUCUAUAUAGUAGCCGAGAUACAUGUAUUUUUCCCCACUACAGGCCUAUAGUAGGAAAGUAUGCGGUUUGGGACACAGCCGAACUCUCUUGUUCGCCGUAAAACGUAAAACUGCCGUGUGUGAUCGUGUCCUGUCGCAAAAUGCGGUGAAAACUCCCACACGACGCUCAUAGUGUGAUUAAGGUGUUUACAUGUCACUACUACACGUCCAUAAUGCGACUAAAACAGGAAUACUCCACCUGUCUUAAUUCCAUUAGAGCUUACUUCAAUUAUGACCUUAAUUAGAUUAAGGUAAGUAAAAAUUGCUGUUUACAUGCUAUUUUCUUAAUUAGAGUAUGGUCUUAAUCGGAUUAAGAGUGGAUUAUUGUUGUCCAUGUAAACGCAGCUACUGUGUGUGUGUGUGUGGUGUGUGUGUGUAAGGGGUUUCUCACACAGUAACUCCCACAGUGUUAGUAACCAUAGCGACUGUAGUUAAUACAGUAUACAGAAGUAUAAAAUGAGCAGUUCAUUAUGUCACAGGGAGAAUGUUAAAUGUUUAGUUAGUGUGUGAGUGUGAUCUGAUUUCUGUUUACAUCAGACCCAAAGCUAUGAAUGAUCAGGUGUCUGAGUGAGCUGACACGAGCGCUAACACGAGCGCUAACAGAGCGCUAACACAAGUGCUAACACAAGCGCUAACACAAGUGCUAACAGAGCGCUAACAGAGCGCUAACACGAGUGCUAGCUUGUAGUCCAGCAGAGAUGGUGAGUUUUCAGACUGAACCUGACCCCCCUCACGUCUCCGUCCGCACCCCCAUGCCACCACUGUUUGGUUGUUGUUUCUGACAGGGAAAUGUUUUUGUCUCCGUCACUCUCGUCUUAUAAACAUGUUUGUUCUCACUGAGUUCAUCAUCUAACUGAAAGAUUUGAUUUGAGAUGUUUUAUUGUCUUUACACUUUGUGAAUACCUCAAAUAAACAGUUUCACAUGUCGUGUGUUUUAAUCCUCAGACUCCAGAGUUUACUUUAUUAACACACACACACACACACAAUAAUAAACAUCCUGUUUUCUCACGUGCUCACAGGCACGUGGCAGCGUUUUCAGUUUUAAAGCCAUCUUAUAAAUGUAUUUUUAUAAUUCCACAUCUGUGAGAUUUCCCACUGGAGUACACAUUCCACUGAACUUCCCGGCUUCAUCUCCCAUUGACCCAAUAUCUCCUGUUAUACGGUACCGCUGCGAUGACGUCACACAGGUGCCGCGGGGAAAUCGAAACUAACGAAGAGCCAAUCAGCUUCGAGUAUUUUGGCGCGCAAUCUGAAGCUGUCUGGGCGCGAGCUAAAUCCCUGCAGUAAUCUGAGGUAACUCCUGAAGGUCUCUACACCUGAGAAAUCCGUUCUGAUUGGCUGCGUGUGACGAUCUGUUACUGAAGUUCCUGUUCUUCAUCCACGGACCCUUCAUUCUAGAAUGAAUAACGGUUGUAAAGAGGAGGGGGAGAAGAGUGGACCGGACAUGGACACUACUAAGAUA
Ictalurus punctatus (channel catfish) is the source of this 4115-nucleotide messenger RNA. RefSeq names its product LMBR1 domain containing 2a (gene lmbrd2a). The transcript is spliced from 20 exons. Lineage: Eukaryota; Metazoa; Chordata; Actinopteri; Siluriformes; Ictaluridae. Gene Ontology annotation, cellular component: membrane. The coding region runs from base 158 to 2173 and encodes 671 amino acids. Gene Ontology annotation, biological process: adrenergic receptor signaling pathway. The record is from RefSeq and is a predicted model, not a curated record.